CUUUUAGAGUCCAAAGAGUAUGCCAGGCUUCAGGAAUGGGACAACUUCCACGUGUUUCCCAGUAGAGCUGAAAACCUGGUGUCAAGAAGAGCCCCGACAGCUCUUUACCAUGAAGGCGUCAGUAGGUACAUGGAAGGGCAAGUCCUCUACCUGCAAAAGCAGAUUGAGGAGCGAGCUGAGAACACUGAAGACCAUGGAGGCCAGCUGCUCAAGGACUUGGAGAGUCUGGUGGCUCAGAACACCACUGGCCCUGUCUUCUACCCAAGGCUCUACCACCUGAUGGCCUACGAAGGGCAGAACUGUGACCUGUUCCUGAACACAGCCUUACAGCUCUCUGAAACACAGGGGAAUGUGCUGGAGAAAUGCUGGCUGAACAUGAACAAAGUAGGGACCAUCAGCCAGCAGGCGGGGGUGGGGAUGCCUGCCCUCCUAAGGAAGACCCAGAAGUCGACCGCCGUGUUAGCAUUCCCCAGGCAUGGACGGCCAUGA
Messenger RNA from Suricata suricatta (meerkat), 489 nucleotides. It is a transcript of the gene ADCY10, whose product is annotated as adenylate cyclase 10. The coding region runs from base 130 to 489 and encodes 119 amino acids. NCBI's taxonomy places the organism in Eukaryota, Metazoa, Chordata, Mammalia, Carnivora, Herpestidae. The record is from RefSeq and is a predicted model, not a curated record. The transcript has 3 exons.